UUGAAUCAUUUCUACCAAUAAGGCAGCAGUUAGCGGCGUAGAAAAUUAUAUAGGGACCUUUGGUUUCGUCAUCUAAUUUCAUCAUUACAUUUCCGUUAGCCGGCUUGAUUGUUUCUUAGUCUUCCUUCGACGCCCAGUUUUCAAAAGAAAUUCAAGAUGCCUACCUACAAAUUGACUUACUUCCCAGUUAGAGCAUUGGGAGAGCCAAUCCGUUUUCUUUUGAGCUAUGCUGAAAUUCCAUUUGAGGAUGACCGCUUUGAUAGAGAAGAUUGGCCAAAGAUAAAGCCCACUACUCCUUAUGGCCAAGUCCCUGUUCUUGAGGUUGAUGGAAAGAAAGUUGCUCAAUCUUCAGCUAUUUCUCGCUACUUGGCCAAACAAUGUGGCUUAGCUGGAAAAGAUGACUGGGAAGCCCUUUUAAUUGAUGCUACUGUGGAUACCAUCCAUGAUGUCCGUGCAAAACUUGCUGCCUUCCAUUACGAAGAAGACGAGACUUACAAAGCUACGAAACGCAAGGUUGCUGACGAGGUGGUACCGUUCUAUCUGGAACGUUUGGAUGCCCAAGUGAAGGAUAAUGGCGGCUACUUUGUUGGUGGUGCUCUCUCCUGGGCUGAUUUAACAUUCGUUGCUAUACUCGAUUACUUGAACUUCAUGAACGGUUCCGAUCUGAUCGAGAAAUACGAAAAUCUGAAGCAGCUGAAAGAAAAGGUCCUCAAUGUGCCUGCUAUUAAGACCUGGGUCGCGAAGCGCCCAGAGGAUGAAUUGCAGCAAAACUUCAAAAUGCCCACCUACAAAUUGACUUACUUCAACAUCACUGGCCUUGCCGAGCCAAUCAGAUACAUCCUGCACCAGAGUGGAAUUAAAUUCGAGGACAGGAGGCUCACUUUCGAGGAAUGGCCCCAAUAUAAAAAUGACAUGCCACUCGGCCAGGUUCCUGUCUUGGAAAUCGAUGGCAAGCCCCAUCCUCAAUCGAGAGCCGUCUGCCGUUUGCUCGCCAGACAAAACAAUCUCGCUGGUUCCAGCAACGAAGAAUCUUACACGAUCGACGCCGUCGUCGACACCAUCGACGACCUGAGACAGGCGAUCUCUCAGUAUCACUGGGAAAAAGAACCAGCAGCGAAGGAGAAGCUAAAGGCCAACGUUGAUACCAAGCUUCCCUUCAUCCUCCAAAAGUUGAACGCUCGAGUGCAAAAGGAGGGCGGGUACUUCGUCAACGGAAAGCUGUCGUGGGCAGACCUCUUCUACACCGCAGUAUCAGAGAUGUUUUCCGGUCUGUUGGAGACCGACGUGAACAAGGACUAUCCUGAGCUCAAAAAAUUGGUAGAGAAAGUCAGAUCGCUGCCUAAUAUCAAGGCUUACCUCGAGAGCAGGCCUAAAACCGCGUUCUAAAUAUCCAGACAUUCGACACGUAUUAUCAUCAAGGAUUCGUUGAUCAGCUUAUUUUUAUUAUCGCGUUACGUUUCAUUGUCGCGUGGGUGAAUGGUUCUCGCAGAUUCUUGUGUAACGUAACAAUAAAAAUAAAUAUAUUUGUACCUUAUUUUUCUCUUUCUUAUUCCGGAACGUGCAUUUACGUGAAUGAAGUCAAGUUAAGAGAACGUACGAAGCACAGAUAAUACAUUUACACGUAAACGA
Frieseomelitta varia is the source of this 1629-nucleotide messenger RNA. RefSeq lists its product as uncharacterized. Gene Ontology annotation, biological process: glutathione metabolic process. The coding region runs from base 157 to 1386 and encodes 409 amino acids. Gene Ontology annotation, molecular function: glutathione transferase activity. The record is from RefSeq and is a predicted model, not a curated record. Lineage: Eukaryota; Metazoa; Arthropoda; Insecta; Hymenoptera; Apidae. The transcript has 9 exons.